Molecule: messenger RNA, 10949 nt
Organism: Oncorhynchus masou masou (cherry salmon)
Lineage: Eukaryota; Metazoa; Chordata; Actinopteri; Salmoniformes; Salmonidae
Product: girdin-like
Exons: 33
Coding region: 780-6914 (2044 amino acids)
Biological process (GO): cytoplasmic microtubule organization; cytoskeleton-dependent intracellular transport
Cellular component (GO): cytoplasm; centrosome
Molecular function (GO): dynein light intermediate chain binding; microtubule binding
Source: RefSeq, a predicted model, not a curated record
UACGGGUGAACGAGGAGGCUGGAAUGGAAACGGAGUCGAGGGGGGCGAUACUUCGUAUAGAGCAGAGCUCCAUCAGUAGACUCAAAUCACCCAGUAGUAGGUUAUACAGCCGUUAUUCCCCUUUUCCAGCCAAGUGACUAAGUGAUAGGAGAAGGACAUCUCUGGCAUAUAUAUAAUUGGAACAAUCGUUGGCUUUAUGCGGGGGAAAAUGCAACCUUCAAGACUUAAAGGAACGUGAUGGGAAGAGCAUAUAUAUACAAUUUUUUUUUUACAGAAUAUUCUAACUCGACGUCCAUUGGAGGAAAGCAGUUAAUGUUUAUAGCUCUGUGCUUCGUCAUCAUUCAACGUUAGAUUUUUGUUUCAUGGACCAUUUUCUAUAUUAUUAGCCUACCAGUACAGGUCUAAUGUCUUAGUUUAGCACAUGAUUUAGCUGUAGAUAGGUCAGCUGCCUUUACAGGCACAGACUAGAUGGGAUUCAAUGGUUUAAUGUUUUUUGAUGGAUUCCUUGUCCUUUAGUAAGUAAGUAGCAAGACAAUCUAAGGUAGCUGCUGGUCCGAGAAUUGUGGAUUAAUUAAAUUUUUCAGCAAAACCAGACGUCUAUGGACAUUUGUUCUUCAUCGGCGAAAUGAGUGUACGUUUAAUUAAACCAAGCACAUGAACGGCGUCUAAAUUAAGGUCGUGUUCAGAGGGGUGAAAACCGACGUUGAGAAUAUUCCCCGACAAGGACAAAUACAAUUUAAUUCAUAUUCUCUGGAAUUGUUGGUGUCCACCACAAGGAAAUGGGAAGCGAGGUUUUUACGCCGUUGCUGGAGCAAUUUCUGCUCACGCCUUUGGUUGCCUGGGUUAAGGCGGCUGGGCAUUCAUCUGGAAACGAUGGCACCAAACUAUCGGAAUACAUUGAAUUAGUGGAUGGCAUUUAUUUAAACGAGAUCAUGCUUGAGAUAAAUCCUAAAGCCACUGUUCAAAGAACCAACAAGAAAGUGAACAAUGACUCAACACUGCGCAUACAAAACCUCUCCAUCUUGAUCCGACAGAUCAAGUCCUAUUACCAGGAGACCCUCCAGCAGCUGGUGAUGAUGCCUCUCCCCAACGUGCUGGUGCUGGGCAGGAACCCUCUCAGUGAGCAAGGACUGGAGGAGAUGAGGAAGCUUUUGUUGCUGUUGCUUGGCUGUGCCGUCCAGUGUGAGAAGAAAGAGGAGUACAUUGAGAGGAUCCAGACCUUAGACUUUGACACAAAAGCUGCCAUAGCAUCUCACAUCCAAGAGGUGACCCACAACCAGGAGAAUGUUGUGGACCUGCAGUGGCUGGAUGGGGGCGAGCUGCCCCCAGAGGACCUGGACUCCUUCUCCAGGAACAUGGCCUUCCAUCUCAAACGCCUAGUGGACGAGAGAGACGACCAGCUGGAGACCAUCGUGGAGCUGACCCAGGAGAGGGACUGUGGACUGUACUCGCCCCAGCCGUUCUGUGCCCAGUCGCCCAACGACUCGCCCAGCAUGCGCCGCACAGAGAGCCGGCAGCACCUGUCUGUGGAGCUGGCCGACGCCAAGGCCAAGAUCAGACGUCUGCGCCAGGAGCUGGAAGAGAAGAGUGAGCAGCUGCUGGACUGCAGACAGGAACUGGACAACAUGGAGACUGAAAAUAAGAGGGUUCAGCAAGAGAGCCUGCAGUUGUUGUCGGACGCCCGUUCUGCCAGGGCAUAUCGUGACGAGCUGGACGCUCUGAGGGAGAAAGCCGUCAGAGUGGACAAGCUGGAGAGUGAAGUGGGACGCUACAAGGAGAGGCUCUAUGACAUUGAGUUCUACAAAGCCAGAGUAGAGGAGCUGAAGGAGGACAACCAGGUUCUGCUGGAGACCAAGGCCAUGCUAGAGGACCAGCUGGAAGGAACCAGGGCUCGCUCUGACAAACUCCACGAGCUGGAGAAAGAGAGCCUGCAGCUCAAAUCCAAGAUCCACGACAUGGAAAUGGACCGGGACAUGGACAGGAAGCGUAUUGAGGAGCUGCUAGAGGAGAACCUGGUUCUGGAGAUGGCCCAGAAACAGAGCAUGGACGAGUCUCUCCACCUGGGGUGGGAACUACAGCAGCUCUCCAUGACCCCUGACCUGACAGAGGUGCCUCAGAAGUCCCUGGGCCACGAGGUGAAUGAGCUGACAUCCAGCCGGCUGCUGAAGCUGGAGAAGGAGAACCAGACCCUUCUGAAGACUGUGGAGGAGCUGAGAGGUUCUGCCAGCAAACACGUCCCUGCACGUCUCCUCAAGGCCGACAAGGAGAACCAGAGGCUCACCCAGAGGCUGGUGCAGCUGGAGAGUGAGCUGAACACAGAAAGGGAGAGUCUGCACAGUGCAGAGCAUCUUGGCACCGACCUGAUGAAGGAGAAGGCUCUGCUGGAGAAAACCCUGGAGACGCUGAGGGAGAAUUCUGAGAGACAGGUGAAAGGCCUGGAGCAGGAGAAUGAGCAUCUCAGCAAUACCGUCUCGUCGCUGAGGCAACGCUCCCAGGUGGGCCCUGAGGCGCGGGUCAAAGACGUGGAGAAGGAGAACCGCGUGCUGCACGAGUCCAUCCGGGAGACCAGCUCCAAGCUCAACAAGCUGGAGUUUGAGCGUAAGCAGCUGCGUAAGGACCUGGCGGUGUACAAGGAGAAGGGCGAGAGGACAGAGGAGCUGGAGGUGGAGGCGCAGCGGCUGGAGAGGGAGAACGAGGCCCUGCAGAAGCGAGUAGCCAGCCUGGGCAUCACCUGUGACAAGGUGGCGUCUCUGGAGAAGGAGAACGCAGAGCUUGAGGCAGAGGGCCGUCGUUUGAAGAAGAACGUGGAAGGCCUGCGGAGCACCUCCUUCCAGCUGGAGGCCCUGGAGAAGGAGAAUGCCCAGCUGGACGAGGAGAACCUGAAGCUCCGCAGGGCUGCAGAGGUGCUCCGCUCGGCCGGGAACAAGGCGGCUCAGCUGGAACUGGAGAACCGGGAGCUGGAGAGCGAGAGGAGCCAGCUGAAGAGAAGCCUGGAGCUGCUCAAAGCCUCCUCCAGGAAGACGGAGAGGCUGGAGGUGAGCUACCAGGGCCUGGACACGGAGAACCAGCGGCUGCAGAAAUCCCUAGAGAACAGCAGCCGCAAGAUCCAGCAGCUAGAGGGGGAGCUGCAGGACGUAGAGCAGGAGAACCAGAGUCUGCAGAGGAGCCUGGAGGAACUGAAGAUCUCCAGCAAACGUCUGGAGCAGCUGGAGCAGGAGAAUAAGACUCUGGAGCAGGAGAGCUCUCAGCUGGAGAAGGACAAGAAGCAGCUGGAGAAGGAAAACAAGAGGCUGAGACAGCAAGCGGAGAUCAGGGACUCCAAGCUGGACGAGGACAACCUGAGGAUCAGCCACCUGGAGAAGGAGAACCGCUCACUGGGCAAGGAGAUGACCUCCUUCAAGGACUCCUGCAACCGCCUUAAAGACCUGGAGAAGGAGAACAAAGAACUGGUCAAACAGGCCACUAUAGAUAAGAAGACGCUGGUCACUCUGCGAGAGGAACUGGUGAGUGAGAAACUGCGGACUCAGCAGAUGAACAAUGAUCUUGAGAAACUGACCCACGAGCUGGAGAAGAUAGGCCUUAACAAGGAGAGGUUGCUGCAGGCCGAGCAGAGCUCUGACGACGACAGGUACAAGCUGCUGGAGUUCAAGCUAGAGUCCACUCUCAAGUCUUCUCUGGAGAUCAAGGAGGAGAAGAUAGCUGCCUUGGAGGCCAGACUGCAGGAGUCCUCCAACCUCAACCAACAACUGCGCCAGGAGCUUAAAACUGUGAAGAAGAACUAUGAGGCCCUGCGACAGAGGGAGGAGGAGGAGGAGAGGAUGGUGCAGAGCUCACCCCCCAGAGGAGGGGACAGGGAGGACUCUCAGGCCGUCAACAAGUGGGAGAAGGAGAGCCACGAGACCACCCGGGAACUGCUCAAGGUCAAAGACCGCCUCAUUGAGGUGGAGAGGAACAAUGCCACCCUCCAGGCAGAGAAGCAGGCCCUGCAUACCAACCUGAAGCAGCUAGAGACCCAGAGCAGUAACCUGCAGGCCCAGAUUCUGGCUCUGCAGAGACAGACUGCAUCUCUACAGGAGAACAACACCACACUACAGACCCAAAACGCCAAACUACAGGUUGAGAACUCAACGCUGAACUCCCAGAGUGGCGCUCUCAUGGCCCAGAAUGCCCAACUGGCGACGCAGCAGUCCAGUACGGAGAACGAGAAGGAGGGGGCGAUGAGGGACAGGGAAGACCUGAGGUCCACCUAUGAGAUGCUGCUAAGGGACCAUGAGAAACUGGCUGCCCUGCAUGAGAGACAGGCCUCCGAGUACGAGGGCCUCAUCGGCAAACAUGGAGGCCUGAAAAGUUCCCACAAGAGUCUAGAGUCACAGCACAGAGACCUGGAGGACAGGUAUAACCAGCUGCUGAGGCAGAAGGAUCAGCUGGAGGAGCUGGAGAAACAGCUGAAGGCAGAGCAGGAGAAGAUGCUGUCUGAGAGCAAGAGCCACGAGGCCACUGCUGCAGACUACCACAAACUGAAGGAGGAGAAUGAAAGGCUGAACAUGGCACACCGUCAGCUGGUGAAGGAUAAUGAGGGCCUGCAGGCCGACCAUAAGAACCUGAAGAGCCAGAUGAACGGUGCCAAGCUGGAACAGACCCGCAUGGAGGCGGAGUUCUCCAAACUCAAAGAGCAGUACCAGCAGCUGGACAUCACCUCCACCAAGCUCACUAACCAGUGUGAGUUGCUGAGUCAGUUGAAAGGGAACCUGGAGGAGGAGAACCGUCACCUGCUGGACCAGAUCCAGACCCUGAUGCUGCAGAACCGCACCCUGCUAGAACAGACCAUGGAGAGCAAGGACCUGUUUCACGUAGAACAGAGACAGUACAUAGACAAGCUGAACGAGUUGAGGAGACAGAAGGAGAAGCUGGAGGAGAAGAUCAUGGAUCAGUAUAAGUUCUACGACCCCUCACCUCCACGGAGACGGGGGAAUUGGAUCACCCUGAAGAUGAAGAAGCUGAUCAAGCCGAGGAGUCGAGAGCGUAUGCGUUCCCUGACACUGACUCCCACGCGCUCCGAGUCCAGCGAGGGCUUCCUGGGGCUUCCUCUGGACAGCCAGGACUCCUCCUCCAUAGGCUCUGGCUCCAACUCCCUGGACGACACGCUGACACACAAGAGGAGCAGCAGGAAGAGAGACUCUCAGAGAGUGCAGCAUUCCCAUGUGCAGGGUAACCAGGGUUCCUCUAAUGCUCUGAAAAGGUUGCCCUUUAUGAGGACCAGAUCGAAGGAGAAAGACAAAGAGAAGGCCAUCUACCGCCGGUCCAUGUCUAUGAACGACUUGCUACAGACCAUGGCCUUGGCGGGGGGUCAGUGGGCAGGCAGCACAGAGAACCUGGAGGCGCCCGUCGAGACCAACGGGGGUAGCGGUGCCCGGCGAAUGAAAGGGCUGGGUUCCAUGGCCUACUCCACCAACGCUAUCAACUACGCCACACUCACCCUGCCUUCAGGCAGCAGGGCCAAGAGGGGCCUGAAGAUCAAAGACAACGCUUCCUGUGAAGAUGUUCCAGCAUCCUCAGACGACCCCAUUGGGGUCAAAGGGCAAGCCUCCAGACCCUCCAGCCUCCAUAGUAUCAAGACCAUCAGUAGUAAUAGCAAUAAUAACUCCCACUUCUCUCCACUCCAGACCAAAGGCACGUUGAACGGAAACCUCAGCAGACCCCACAGUGAGAGCAGUGGGGAGUUCAGCCUCAGUCUGGACCAGGAGGAGUGGUCCAGCGGGAGCAGCCCUGUCCAGCAGCCCCUGUCCCGCUCCUCUCACCAGAGCCCCAUGCUGCUGCGGAGGUCCCUGGACCCCCAGGCCGCCCAGGCCAGGAAGAAGACGAGCAACUCCUCGGGCAGCGCCAGUGAAGUGGUCUCUCUACAGCAGUUCCUAGAGGAGAGCACCGACCCUGCAGAGUCUGGCAGCCAAGAGAAUCUGACCGUUGAGUCUCCCCGCCUCUCUGGAGGCGCUGAGCAUGUGCAGAGGGACCGGGCUGAGCGAGGCUCCACCUCCUGCACCGGCACUAAGGGGCGGGGCAUCCUGCGCUCAGCCAGUGGGAAGGCAGCGCCAGUGCACUCAGACAGCCGCCCCCCAAGGGGUGGCCAACCAGGUCGUCCCAGUCUACGGAAGGCAGAGAGUACGCGUGUGAAGGGCACGGUCCAGCCCCGGGUCGGCCUCUCCUCCCAGAGUAAAGCCAUGUCUGUGUCUGAGCGUCUGGACAUCUCCUCCACCUCCUUCUCCACACUGCCCCGGGCCAGCAGCGUCAUCUCCACAGCUGAGGGCUCCACGCGUCGGACCAGCAUACACGACCUGCUGUCCAAAGACGCCCGGCAGCCCGUGUCUGUGGACCACUCACCCUCCUCAAAGGCCUCGCCUCGCGCCUCCACCACGCCCAGUGAGUACCCCCCAACCAAUAACCCCUCACAACACCCAAAUCACCAGUCCAUCCCCCUAGACCCAGCCCUCGUGCCCCUGUCUCUGCCCAAGUCAGUCAGUAUGCCCUGCACGGGCAGUCAGCAACCCCCCAAUAGUAAGGAAACUGAUCUCUCUAGCCUGGAGUCCUUCUUUGGAAAGUCAUUCACAGUAGAGUCAGUGUUUAUGGACUCCAUCUUCAGUGAUCCAACCUUCACAGGGGCCAAGAGCCAUACCUUCCUCUCCCUCAACACCUCCCUGGUCAGUAACAUUAGUGGUCCCCCAGGCAAAACCCACCCCCAGCCCAACUCUGUUCAAACUGCCCAGAACCAACCAAAUGGGCAAAAGUCCUGCCCACCUGACCAGAAUGGGGAACAGGAGGUAAUUGACACCAAUCAUGUGCUCGAUGCUGACCAAUCCCCAUCCCAACCCCUUAGCCCAGAAGACCAACAAUCAUUGUGGUAUGAGUAUGGCUGUGUCUGAAUGUGUGGCGCCCUGGUCAGCUACUGAUCUGGGACCUGCAUAAGGACCAGUGAUGGUGGGGGAGAAAGAAGGAACUCUGCAUGCUUUAUCAAAGCACUAUCAUACUAUGUUUUCUGUUGAGCUUUCAUGUUUUCAUGGCUGAUUUGUAAAUCACAAUUCCGCACCUCUGGUUUGGUCUAACUCUUUGUCUUGUGGAAGUGGGGUUCUCUGGAUGUCUUUGCUUCAAUGGUCCGUUCACACUAUUCAUUAAUCAAACCUCUUGUUUGGCUCACAUUUUAAAGCUAUUUACAUGACUGCAUUAUGGGGGACAUGAAUAGCUGUUCUUGUUAUUUUAAUCAACAUUUACCAUUUAUUUUCCAAUCACAAAUGCAUCUUCAGGAAACAUGUUGCAAAGCUACAUUAACUAUCAUUUGGACAUUCAGUUCAUCUUUUUUUUGUAAAUCUCCAUGUCAGAGGUCCUCCAGAGUUGACAUGGAGCUCUGUAUGAGGCUUGUAGAACAUGUCCCAUGAUAGGCUGUCUGAGGACCACAUUAACUGCCAAUAAGCUCUAUUUAUGGAGUCAUUAAAUAAUCUAGCCCUUCAGAGGAAAGAGCUACUAUCUUUAACAGGAAACCAGUUUCUCAACUAUUAAUGAGAGAUAAGAUUGUUUCCCUUUUUUCUUAUUGGGUGUUUGGUAUGUGGGAGAAUACUGUCCUCUCUAAAGUACUGUAUCGCAUUUCAUUACCAGUCUGAUUCUACUGUAUCGACCUCGAUGCAUAUUCACUGAACUGCAUGGCUUUAUUCUGUCUUGGUUUGUUCUGGACCUCUCAUUUUGAUUGUUGUGAUCAAAAUGGUUUUGUCUUUUUCUUUGGUGUGUUUGUGUUUUGUGCAUAUGACACGUUUUGUCUGUUCCAUUUAAUUUUCUGAACAAAUCUUUCUCAAUUGGGGUUAAGGGAUGGUUUUUGAAGAAACGUCAUUCACUAAAUGAUUUGAGAGGAAAUUUAAGUUGUAGAGAGAAUGUUGCCUUCCUAGUGUUAGUGGUGAGAGAAAUUUGCAAGUGAGACAAAUGUGAUUGUCAGAUUAUUUUGUGAAUGAAGGUUCUUCUACUCUUGGUUGUCAUGGUAUUGGAUCUGGGUAAGGUGUCGUGAGAAUGCUCACGGCCACAAUACAAAUCCCAAUAGCACAAUAACUUGUUUUAGGUUAUGUAUUAUUGUAGACUGACUGGGUGCACCUUGUACAAACGUACAUUAUGAACCAUAUGAAGUUAUAUUCAAGGGCAGAAAGCACUCCUUUAUGCACCAGUAGUAGGAGUAAUGAUGUCGUUGGUAGUUUAGAUGUAUUUAUUUCUGCUUCGUGAUGUAUUUACCAUUUUGAAAUAGUUUUAUCGUAUUUAUCUUGUGUGUAUAAACCAUUAACUGCAGCCUUUAUUCAGAUGGAAUAUAACAUGCUUUUGUUCUGCAGAUGUGGAAGUGUUACAAGAGCGCAGAAAGUCAAAAAGCGGAACAGGGGAGCAACAAAGCUCCUAAACAUUAAUGAUGAGCUCAAGUGGUGAGUGCUGCUCUCCAAGUCCAACAGGGAGAUGGGGGGGGGGGCUCCAUGGUAACCCAAAGUGGUGUAACAGAUAUCCCAUCAUGGACGUGCUUGCUUAUGCUACGCUGGUGUGUCGUCGUCGUCCCCCAUGGCCUGGCUGGUGCCACCCUGUAAAGGGCACAUGAAUGGACCGUCUGCAUGGCGUCUGGUGGAACACGCUUUGCCCAUGUAUGUGCCCAAUCCCUAAUAACAGGAGGACCUGUCUGUCCUGCUACACGUACAUGCACCCCCCUCCCUCCCUCCCUCCCUGCUCCUCAGUGAUACUGUGUGUCCAUAGCUGGCUUUUCUUAGAACUUUUUUCUGUUCGUAUUCAGGAAAAGGCACCGGUGGCUCUAUACAAGGUUGUGGUCCCUUUGCGAGCUUAUCUAUCUGCAGGAUUGCAUGGCUUUGGUGUCGUGCAGCUGAAACCCCUCCCCUUAUCCUGACUGUCGAUGCAUGUAGACCGCUUUCCUGUGCGUCCAUAUCUACAUGUUCAUCUUCUUCUCUGUCAUUUCUGCCUCUAACUUUUUUCUGUCCCCUUCUCUUCUUUUCUUCACUCUGUCUGCCUCCAGCUCAGAGGAAAGUGACCUUCAAGCUGUCUGUUUGACUUUGAAGCCUUUAAAAGUCGGUCUACUUAGAUGGUCUUCAGUGAGAAAAGCUUGUAAAAACAACAACAUUUAAAUCAAUUUCAAGAAUGCUUCAAUAGUGAAAAGUAAACCUCCUCUCUUUUUUCCUUGAAUCAAGGAAACAACUCAUAAAGGGAAAUUUCUAAAAUGUUAAAUUUCAUAUUCAUAAUCUCCAGCAACCACCCCAAUAUCAACAUAUGUGAAAAUGGUGCGUUUCUAUGUUUUGUAGUAUAAAAUAGAGGAAGAUAUGUUUCCAAUGAUAUCAUUGUUGUGCAUUGUGUGAUUUUUAACCAGCUAUGAGUAGGUAUUGCUUACUAAUUGGUUGAAGUCAUUGGAAAAUAUAUUUUUUUACUGCAAAACAUAAAUGCACCUUUUUUUACAUAUGUUGAUGUUGGGGUGGUGCUGGAGGUGAUGAAUAUGAAGUAGAAACAUGUUGAAAUUUCCCUUUAAGACAUAUAGGUAACUGCCAAAAUAAAAGAAAUGCCAACAAAGUGUCUUAAUAGGGCGUUGGGCCACCCAGAACAGCUUCAAUGCGCCUUGUCAUAGAUUCUACAAGUGUCUGGAACUCUAUUGGAGGGAUGCGACACCUUCCACAAGAAAUUCCAUCAUUUUGUGUUUUGUUGAUGGUGGUGAAAAACGCUGUCUCAGGCGCCACUCCAGAAUCUCCCAUAAGUGUUCAAUUGUGUUGAGAUCUUGUGACUGAGACAGCCAUGACAUAUGGUUUACAUCGUUUUCAUACUCAUCAGACCAUUCAGUGACCAAUCGUGCCCUGUGGAGGGACAUUGGGCCCGUUUGUUUCGCAUGGCCCGGUGCGCCGGGUGGGUGUAAGGACCAAUGGGAGCACCGGGCCAUGCAAAACAACCUUGCCUAUUGUCGUCCUGGAAGAGACCACUCCCAUCAGGAUAGAAAUUCUUCACCAUAGGUUGAAGGUGAUUCUCAGAAUAAAUGUGUAUGUAUUGGUGUUUACCUUGCCCUCUAAGGGGUUGAGAGGACCUAAACCAUGGCAGGAAAAUGCUCCCCACACCAUAACAGUGCUGUGAGAACCCUCAUUUACUCAAGUUUGUCCUUUAUUUUGGCAGUUACCUGUAUGUGGUGACAAUUGUUUUUCUAAAACUGACUUUCUGGCAAAUGUUUACCUUUUUAUUUAACUAGGGAACUCAGUUAAGAACAAUUUCUUAUUUUCAAUGACGGCAUAGGAACAGUGGGUUAACUGCCUUGUUCAGGGGCAGAACGACAGAUUUUUACCUUGUCAGCUCGGGGAGUCGAUCAUGCAACCUUUCGGUUACUAGUCCAACGCUCGAACCACUAGGCUAACUGCUAUUGUGACAGACUGCUAAUGUUCACUCUACACGGACCUACACUUGGUGCCAAUGUUCACACAAAGCCAAAUGGGUGAGCUUAAACUAGACCCUGGGGACUCCACGUUGUCCUCUGUGACUUUUGCAGUCUGCCAUUUGAUGUUAAUGAUACUCUUUGUAAAUGAGCAUGCACAUGCAACAUCUUUCUACGGUGGAACAGCUGACGUCUACUUUCAGCAAUAUGCACCGGAAAUAAACUGCAUGUGGACACAGAACAACAAGGUCAACCACAAUCUGCAUGGAGCAAUCAAUCAACACGCUUUCCUCCCAAUCAGAAUGGACUGUUUUAAGUUGUGUUCCUCUGAAAUGGCAAAAUGACUAUCGCAGGAAACCAUGCCAUCUGUUUGAUUGACAGCCAAUCCAAUCAAGAUAAAGGUUGUGUGAGCUGAAUGGCAUAGCGUAUAUGUGUACAGUGCUGUCAGAUUACUGUGUCUGUGAUGAUGACCUAAUGUCCACUUCCUCCACUUUUACAUAAAUCCAUUUGAUGUAAUGAAACUCCAGAA